AUGGAUGCAGAGCUGCUUGACAGCAUUCUCACGGCGUAUAAAAAACUGAGGAUGGAGUUUCACAAACUAAGGAAUGAAAUAAGAAGAAUGUAUAGCAACACUAAGAAGAGUAUAAAACACGAAAUAAAAGGUAUAAAGACGGAUAUGGGAAGUUCUGUGAAAAUGAACAAGAGAGUUAGGGGUGGUAGCGGUACAGUAAGGAACAGAAAUGUAAAUAACAGAUUUGGUAAAUUAGAGAAUAGGAAAGUGAAGAGAAAGGAUGUGGUUAGUGGUAAUAGAACAGAUAAAUCGGUGAAACAAAGGAUGAAUGGAGGAGCGUGUAGAAUAGUUGAAGUGAACAAACAGGAUGAGCACAGAAUAGUUGAAGUGAACAAAUUAGAAAAUAAAAACGGAACAAAUAAACCGGAAGAAUACAGAGCGAUUGAAGUGAUUGAUAACCGCAAUGAGCACAUGAUUCGAAAUAAUGCAGCAAAUGUUGCCUUGAUGAGCCGUUCUGCACGUGGUAACAAGGACGUAACGAAAACGGAGAAAGAAGGUGUACGGAUGAAAAACAAAAACAAUCUGGGCUCGUUCAUGAAAAUGUUACAGGAAGAAACAGAAUAA
Messenger RNA from Vavraia culicis subsp. floridensis, 603 nucleotides. RefSeq lists its product as uncharacterized. The transcript has a single exon. Lineage: Eukaryota; Fungi; Microsporidia; Pleistophoridae. The record is from RefSeq and is a predicted model, not a curated record. Bases 1 to 603 code for a protein of 200 amino acids.